This is a messenger RNA of Diatraea saccharalis (sugarcane borer), 324 nucleotides long. The record is from the annotation of a GenBank genome assembly. Lineage: Eukaryota; Metazoa; Arthropoda; Insecta; Lepidoptera; Crambidae.
AUGAGUAACGAUAAAGUAGGAUUGACGGAAACGUUGCAAGCGCCGCGGCCUUCGUCACCUAGAAAGUUCUUUGCGAGGAUUUACGGUCACCUGGAGGAUAAGUCGAAGGGUGAACAAAGUGAAGGUCAGGAAUUAGAGGAGGAGUCGGAUGUAGAGAUUGGGGAUGACGAGGGUGCAAAGGUGAGCAGUGUCCCCCUAUGGCCAACACCGCCGCCACUUCCCGUAUAUCCUCGCCCGAUGCUGCUGCCUCAUCAACAACUCGCAUUCGGUGCAGGACUUGCUGCUUUUUGUGAGUAUCAUGUAGAGUUCAUUAAUAAACACUGA